This is a messenger RNA of Cavenderia fasciculata, 1416 nucleotides long. RefSeq lists its product as uncharacterized. Bases 1 to 1416 code for a protein of 471 amino acids. The transcript is spliced from 4 exons. Gene Ontology annotation, molecular function: FAD binding. The record is from RefSeq and is a predicted model, not a curated record. NCBI's taxonomy places the organism in Eukaryota, Evosea, Eumycetozoa, Acytosteliales, Cavenderiaceae.
AUGAGUAACUUCGAUUUUCCUCAUAUCGUCAUUAUAGUUGGAAACAAACAAACAACAAAUAAACGUUUAACAACUAUGGAAUCUACAACAACAACAUCAACAAAGAAAACAGUAUUGAUUAUUGGAGCAGGUAUAGGUGGAUUAGUAUUAGCAAAUUAUAUAAAGACACACGACAAGGAUGGGUUAAUCGACAUUCAAAUAUUUGAAAGAGAUAGAUCUGAAGAUUCAAGACUGCAAGGAUAUGUGAUUGGUGUCAAUGCAAUGGGAAUGAAAGCAUUAACAGAAUCAUUGAGCGAUCAGCAAUUGGAAGCAUUGAAAUCAACGGUAUUUGAGUGUCCAAGUCAAUUCAUUAUAGCCGAUCGUAGUUUGGCCUUUUUACUAGCCAUCCAAAGAAACCAAGUCAUGAAUAGAGGUACAUUGCGUCAAGAAUUAAUCAAUGCUCAUAAUCUACAACCAACCAUACACUAUGACAAAAGAUUGGUAUCGUAUACUGAAGAUGAACAAGCUGGUAAAGUAACUGCCACAUUUGAAGAUGGUACAUCUUAUAUAGGAGAUUUCUUGGUUGGAGCAGAUGGAGUUAGAUCAACAGUUCGUAAACAAAAGUUACCAGAUUUUAAAUUUGCAAAUGUCAAUGUCUAUCGUAUCCAAUCACUCGUUGCCGUACCCAAUGACACUGUCGACCAGAUAUUCAAUCCACUACUCGACGUUGUCUACAAGGGCAAUAAACCAGAGAAAGAGGAGAGUGUAGCUAUCAAAUCAAUUGGAAACCAACAAAAUUCAAUCAUCCUUUGUAAAACCAACUCUAUCAAAGAUGCUCGUGACUUUGGUUUGGUUGAUAUUGACAAUUUGGAAUCAUUCUUUAAUAAUGACAGUACCAAUACAACCAUGUUGUUUUGGCAGUACGAGUACCGACCAUUACCAGUUGAGAGUUUACCAGAGACUCGUGAACAAAUGUUAGAGGUAGUUGGUAGUCGUCUAUCAGGAUACCAUCCACUCAUUCAAAAGGUGAUGGUAGAGAUGACCAAACCACACCAUUUACUCUAUGACAAGAUCGAGGCCCUUACUGAAGCUGAUCACACCACUUAUCCCGCCCCAUCUAGAGUGACACUACUAGGUGACGCUGCACAUUGCAUGGUGUCACAUGCUGGCAUGGGUGGAAAUUGUGCUAUUGCAGAUGGUGUGGAUUUGGGGAAAAUCAUUCUAGCUAUCGUCUCUGAAGGCAAAGACCUCACACUGUGCAUGCAAGAGUAUGAAACCAAUAUGCUUGCAAGAGGAUUUGCAGCUGUUAACAUGUCUCGUAGCAAUACUGAAAGAAUGCAUGCAAGACCAGUUGGAGUCAUCGGUGAAGCCAUCCGAAACACAUUCAUGCGUCUAUUUUAUAAAUUAAUUGUUUGGGGUAUCAUUAAAUUGGAUUAA